Molecule: messenger RNA, 2012 nt
Organism: Onychostoma macrolepis
Lineage: Eukaryota; Metazoa; Chordata; Actinopteri; Cypriniformes; Cyprinidae
Gene: asip2b
Product: agouti signaling protein, nonagouti homolog (mouse) 2b
Exons: 3
Coding region: 59-469 (136 amino acids)
Biological process (GO): positive regulation of feeding behavior; hormone-mediated signaling pathway; neuropeptide signaling pathway
Cellular component (GO): extracellular region
Molecular function (GO): neuropeptide hormone activity; type 1 melanocortin receptor binding
Source: RefSeq, a predicted model, not a curated record
UGAUCUCUAGGAGGACAGUCUGAACCUGACACACUUUAACACUCCGCUCGAUCGGAAAAUGACGACGGCAAUGAUGAAAGGAUUUGUGCUGUUCGUCUGCUUGUUCUUCACAGUUGUUCAGUCCAUCGCAUGCGAGGCGAACAGGAUAGAUGCGCGCAAAAAGCACGAAAAUGACGUGGCGCACCACAGCUCUGCCAUAACAACAGGAGCGUGGAGUCAGGAGAAGCCAAAGCGACUCUUUGCCAGGACUCGCUAUCUGUCUCAGCAGAGACAUCAUGUGGUGAGACCUAAGCCCAGGCCUGAGGCGGUUUCUCCAGCCCAGACUCCAGCGCGGCGCUGCGCCGGUCUGAUGGAGAGCUGCUCCCCGCUCACUCCCUGCUGUGACCCAUGUGCUUCCUGCCACUGCAGGCUCUUCAACACCAUCUGCCACUGCUGGAGGCUCGGACACCUCUGCCCCAAGAAGACCUAAUCACCUAUGUAUCGGUGCUUCUCAGCUGCUUUCACUUUAGCUCUGCACAUUGGACAUCAAAUGUUGUUUAGUAUACAAAAACAAAGUCAUGAAAAGUUGCUUAUUGGUUAGUUUAUAAAUAUUUCUUGAAGUCUGAUGGUAUCUUGUUCCCAGCUUUCAGCAAUUCACCAUACAAAGCCAUUUUUGUUUGUUUUUUUGGUGAUGACACAUCUAAUUUGACUCGCCUCUACCAAGAUUGUGCCAAAAUACUGCUCGAGUUUAGUUACAUACUUUGAUGUUCAAGGAAUAUUCCGUACAACUGGCAUAAUGUUGAUUACCACGGAAAUGAUUUUGACCCAUCACAUGUUUUCUUUAAAACAAGCAGAAAGCGCAGGCAGUACAUUGGAAGUGAACGAGGCCAAUUUUUGGAGGAGAUGUGAAGCUUGUGAUUUAAAAAAAAGCUCCUACAUCAUUUUUUUUUCUUUGUAUUAUUGGAGCUGUGAAGCUGUUUAAAUCAUUUUUAUUGUCACUUAUGGUUUUAGAAUUUACAAGUUGCAAAACUGGAAAUAACUGUAGACAGAAAAGGUCACUUUUUUUUGUGAAUUGUCAGUGUAACACAAAAUGUCUGCUUUUUUAAAGAAAAAGAGGGACAAGCGGGGAUUCAUAUUUGUGGUAAUAAACACAAUGCAGUUGAAUCUGGAAUAUUCAAAACAAAUAGAAAGCAUUUUGGUUACUCCUUACAAUAAGGUUUCAUUUGUUAACAUGAACUUACAAUGAAAAAUCAUAUUUAUUGAUCUUAGUUAAUGUUCAUUUCAACAUUCAAAAUCAAAAGUUGUCAUCUGUUAAUAUUAUUACAUGAACCUGAGCUAACAUGAACUAACAACUUCUUUUUUUUUUUUUUGGUUAACAAAGAUGAAUAAAUAUGAGAACCACUGUUAUGCAGCUGUGCACCAUCACAAUUUAUGCCAGUGCUGCUACAUACUCACAUACUGCUAUGUAACACACCAUGGAUCAUGACAUUUAACUGUAAAGUGAAUGUUUAACAUCCAUAUGACUCGAGUUAUUCACUCUCUUUUUGCACCAUGACGGUAAUGUGACUCGGUUGCAGUAAUUACAGUUAACUCUUGUAGAAUUCAUGCUGGCAAAGUUUCAUUUUUGUUGUUAUUCUCAAUAUUUUUCAACCCUUGUUAAGCAAGGGGCAUAUACUGUUUAACUAGUACAGAAUCAAUGUAACAGUGCCUAAAAAAGCUUUAAAUAAGACAAAUCAUUUUAGGUGCAGUAAAUGUGAAUCUAAUGUUAUCCUCAUACUGUGAUCUUUUAAUAAUAAGUUUUAAGAUGCUCAUUUCUACUGUGAUGAUUCCACUGUCAUUUUUCUGAUUUACACACAAAAAAGUAUAUGUGGAUGUCAAGAAGAAGCUAUUGUGGAUGAAAAGCUUCUUUGAGAAAAGUUGUUAUCAUUAUAUAGUUCUAUGCAAUGUCAGGUCAUAUUGACUGAAUAUUAUUAGAAAAAAAAUUAAAACAUGUUCAAUGUGCUUUCUUUAUAAUAAAAACAUUUAGAACUGCA